AUGGCGGCGACUAAGACGACCGCGUUGGAAACAACGGACAUCGAGUUGACUCACAGAGACCAGGACACCCCCCAGAAAACUGGGACAGUGGUCGAUGAUGAUGAAAUGCACCGUAUGGGAAAAGUCCAGGAGUUCAAGAGAAAUAUGCGACCCCUGGCAGCCUUAAGUUUCGCAUCGGUCUUGCAAGCGACAUGGGAAUAUCUUAUCAUUUCGGACUACACUGGUUUGGAAGAUGGUGGUCUGGCCGGCAUGUUCUGGUCAUAUAUCUGGACUUUCAUUGGAUUCGGAUUCAUCAUCGCCUCCCUGGCGGAGAUGGCAUCAAUGGCGCCCACUGAUGGCGGACAGUACCAUUGGGUCUCGGAGUUCUGUUCGCCCCGACACCAGAAGUUCCUGAGCUACAUCACCGGCUGGAUGUCGGUUUUGGCAUGGCAAUCAGGAACAGCCUCUGGCUCUUUCCUCACGGGUACCAUCAUCCAAGGAUUGAUCAGUGUUCGCAAUCCCGAUUAUACUGCUCCGGGCUGGCAGGGCACACUGCUCGUGUUCUCGAUGGUUCUGGUGAUCUAUCUUUUCAAUGUGUAUGCCGCAGAGCUCAUGCCCAUUCUGAGUAACCUCCUGAUGAUCCUUCAUGUCCUAUCCUGGGCCUCGAUCUUGAUUGUGCUGUGGGCUAUGGCUCCCCACCAGUCUGCUGAAGCGGUCUUUGUCACAAAUUGGAAGAAUAUUGGAGGUUUGCCCACCAUGGGAGUGAGUGUGAUGGUUGGCCAGAUCUCUGCCAUCUAUGGCUGUCUUAGUUCCGAUGCGUGUGCUCACAUGUCCGAGGAGAUCAAGGACGCGGGUCGCAAUGUGCCAAGAGCGAUGUACUGGGGAUACUUCUCGAAUGGUAUUAUGGCCGCCAUUUUGCUGGUCGCCUACCUGUUCGCUACUCCCUCUGUCGAGGACUCCCUGAAUGACUCGAGUGGCUUCCCCUUCCUUUACGUCUUCAAGCAGAUCACAUCUACCGCGGGUGUCAAUGCGCUUGCAUCGAUUAUCUUGCUUCCCGUGAUCUUCAGCAACAUCCUGUUCAACGCAGCCACCUCUCGGCAAACUUGGGCCUUUGCCCGUGAUAAGGGUCUCCCUUUCUCUGGGUGGAUCUCCAAGGUCGAUAACAAGCGCAAGAUCCCCGUCAAUGCCAUCGCUCUCUCUUGCAUCAUUAGUUGCCUGCUUUCGCUUAUCAACAUUGGCUCCAGCACCGCAUUCAACGCUAUCAUUUCCGUGAACACGGCGGCUUUGAUGUUUACUUACACCUUUUCGAUCUCUUGUGUCAUCUACCGCAAGAUCUGGUGCCCUGAGACCCUUCCUGUUCGCCGAUGGGACCUUGGCCGUUGCGGACUGGUCGUCAAUAUCAUCGGUCUGCUCUACUGCAUCUUUGCGAUGUUCUGGUCAUUCUGGCCAACUGAGUUGCCCGUCACAGCUGACAAUUUCAAUUGGAGCAUCGUGAUCUUUGGUGCUGUUUUUAUUAUCAGCCUUGUGAUGUAUGCCGUGAAGGGAAAGAAGGAGUACGAGGGGCCGGUGGUGACGGUCCACCAAGACUAA
Penicillium pulvis is the source of this 1569-nucleotide messenger RNA. RefSeq names its product putative GABA permease. Gene Ontology annotation, cellular component: membrane. Lineage: Eukaryota; Fungi; Ascomycota; Eurotiomycetes; Eurotiales; Aspergillaceae. Gene Ontology annotation, molecular function: transmembrane transporter activity. Gene Ontology annotation, biological process: transmembrane transport. The transcript has 5 exons. The coding region runs from base 1 to 1569 and encodes 522 amino acids. The record is from RefSeq and is a predicted model, not a curated record.